Hyalella azteca is the source of this 9045-nucleotide messenger RNA. RefSeq names its product serine-rich adhesin for platelets. The record is from RefSeq and is a predicted model, not a curated record. NCBI's taxonomy places the organism in Eukaryota, Metazoa, Arthropoda, Malacostraca, Amphipoda, Hyalellidae.
AACCAUGGUGCUGAUGGUGACUGAAUGUGCAACAGUUAGGCUUCUGAGGCCCUUCAUCAUCCAGUGACUCUCAAGUAGAUCUGUAGAAGAUGGAAGAAGAGGUUCAGCGUUGCUCAGUGCCGGAGGAGGAAGCUUGUGAGAGCAGCUCUGACAUAGAGGAGCUUCAGAUCGAGUCCCUGCAGCCUGAGGAGCUUGACUUGGACUCUGAUCUGGAAUUGUGUGAGAGCGACUUCGGUAACAUCCCCUGCGCUGAUAUCCUUGUUCCCCACAUUCCUCUUGACUCCAUUCCUCAGCACAACGAGCCCCUCAAUCCUCAACUCCCUCCCCGCCUUCCUCUCACCAAUGCACGAAGUCCUUGUGGCAGUUUUCUUGUUAGUUCGGCUCCUCCGCGGGACUCCGACCUUCCUGUAGCGGGUUGCGACGCUCCCCAUGAAGGAUCUGAUGAUAUAAGGCUCGUGGAGAGCAGAAACAAUGAGAGGUUAUGCAAGGCAAUGGAAAAUACCACAAAAAAAGAAGGAAGAAUUCCUGAUGAAAUUUCGACAGUGUCUGCAAAGAACUCUGGGACGUUGACGCCAGCUGUAAUUGGUUCUCAACAUGUUUAUUCAGAUGAUCAACAAAAAGACGAUGGUCCUGUUAAUUUUCAUGGAACUUCCUUAGAACCAAAAGAGUUGCAACCUAAAACUGUUUCACCGCGCGUUGUGAUGCGGGCUGAACUUAAACGAAACGAUGCUCAGUUGGACUAUGAACGGGUGGAAUCUCUCCAUGUUGACAAAGGAGCUGAAUCUCUGUUGUCUAACGCGGUGCUUCGAGAGCCGCGUUCUUCCGAAUCCUGUGACAGUCUAAGUCGUGACCACCCAGAGAAAGGAGGUAGACCAAUCAAGUCUGACUCCUGCGAUGACGAGGUGACUGUGUUGGACAUGCUGGAUCCCCUCGCUGUUGACGAACAAGAACUGUUAGCUGUAGCUGAACUGUCGAACCAUGAUACGGACGAUCAUGAAGCUCCGUUAUCUAUAGACGAAGGAGAAACUCUAAUCACUGAUCAUGUAUCGACUUCCAAAAGAAUUAUCUCAUCUAAUCCCUCAUUAAUGAAAGAAGAAGAGUCAGGAGCGUCCAAUACUUCAACGGUUAACAAGUCGUUAGCUAGCAUUUGUUCUUCUUUGACCAGAGAGACGUCAGCCACAACUAAUUCAUUGACCCAUAAAGAUGACUCAAAGGUAUUCCCUACGUCAUUAACUCAUCAUAAAUCAACUGUCACUCAAAGUUCGGUCAAUAAGCCUCGCAUGAAAGGAAAGUCAACCGUAAAACGAAAAACCCAGUUCAGAUGCUACAAAGAGGGAGAAUAUCGGUGCCUAUCGCUUAGCCUUUCGCCUUCAAAUCGCUUGUUCCACACUCUGGAUGUGCUCCGCAAUAGAAUUAAGCCUCCAAAAACUGUAUCAACCUUCCCUUCAUGCUCUCCCUCGAUGCCCUCUACUACUACCUCUGAAAUGCGCCCCUCGCACUCCAAUCGAUUGAAUCUACCACAAGAAAGUAUCACAAAAUCGUAUUUUCUAUCAAAUAAAUUUAAUGGUUACAAAGGUAAAAGGGUUGAGGAUUUUAGUGAGUUAAAAGGUGAAAUCAAUCCUACUUGCCAAAAGAAUUAUCCAACUGAAGUUAGUAACCUUAACGAGUGUAGAAAUGCCUUCACCACGAGCAGAGAAGAUGUUUCCAAGGGAAGCAAAUGUCGCACUAAAAGUAGCCGAGGCAGCAAUAUGGAUGAUAAUAUUCCGGUGGUAAGUAUAGCUGACUGCAGCACUCCUCAGUUGAUUUCCAACCCUGUUGCUGAAACUUGCAUUUUGAAGUCUUCGCCGUAUCUGAAUCUUUCAGCGACUUCCCUCCGACAAAGUUUUGGAGGGUUAGAUAAUGAGGGCUCCCAGCCUAUGAUAUCCAUUCCCGAUUGCACCCCAACAUUAUCCUCUGUAGACCUGUCCAGUUUCGCCAACAUGGAUCACCAUCAACUUCUUUCUGCUUUUGAGCUUGCUGAGGAAAGCUUAAACUCAAUGUCAGAAAUCACUGGAAUCGAAAUCCCAAUUACAUUUCCUGACUGCAACGUUAGGAACGAAAACCAACUAAAGAAAAACUCUUCUUUUAACCAGUCGAGUUUUGAAAGCGUUGACAGUUCCUCCAUCCCAGUUUUAAGUCUGUCUGAGAACUUUGUUGGGCAUGGAAACUUGGAUGCACUUCCGCUACUUGACUUGUUGGAGAGUGGUACUCUUGCGGGAUCUUCUUCGGAUCUUAUUGUGACGAAAGUUGUUACUCCCGCGGUCCCUCCUCCUGUGUCCGCGGUAAUGCCCGGCGUGUUUGAUAAAGUUCCAAACAAAAUUGAAUCGUCUGUAAAGACUGCAAAUUCGCCGUCAUCGUGUAAGCGCCAGCGUGAUAUCUCACCCUUGUGGUCUUGUCGUCCUACGAUCUUAGCUCAUAGAUCACGUACCAAGUCAUCGUCCAAGGGAACACUUUUGAAGACCCAGCGUGUCGAAGACCCAUCUCGUAGCGAGACUCAGUAUGUUCAGAUCCUUGGAAAUUCUCAUGGCACGUCAAAUAUGCGUAACGUUUUAAAUAUUCCAAGUGAUGCGAGUAUAAAGAGUGCAAUGAUGGUCCUAUCCCCCGACCCACCUGUCUCAAGUCAAAGCAAAAUUUUCAUGAACUCUCAAAAAUACUCAAAGAAACAUAAGAUUUCGGAACGUCGUCAUAUGGCUGUUGAAUGCUCGACCAUGAAAAGCGUGUCUGACGGGCACAAGAUCACGUCACGCUGUAUAGCUGAAAAAAGCGCAUCAGAUCGUACAUUUGAGACUCCGCAAGUCCAAUAUCUUAAGGAAAAUUCGACGUUUAUCUUACGUGACCUCUUGUUGGCAGAAAAUACGAUACCUCUCAACGGGCUAUCUGAAACUUUACAAUGUAUUGAAGGUCAAAUUCCUAGUUUCAGAUAUGGGUUGGAGACCAGUAUUCUUUCAAGCGCCCAAAAUGAGCAUCUCAACACUCCUGACCCUCGUGGAAGUAGUGAGUUUCUUCAACGCGAUGUUAACGUCGGUAUCGUUAAGAAUGAGACGUCAUUCGUUCACACUGGUGAUGAGUCUUCCUUUGAUCCUCAACGUUGUAAACCGUCCGUAGCUGUCAAGCCCUCCACUUUCAUGGAACAAAAUGUUCCUCUUAAGCUUCCUCUACUUAAGGUCAAAGUUGAGACAAGUUCGCACGACUCUCUACCUGAGACACUGACAAAUUCAACAGCUGGCACUUUAGUACCUACUUGUAUUGUUAAAACCGAAGGCGCCGUUAUUGGCUCACCACCAAAUAAUGGCCCAAUCCAAGAUCUCCCCGACUUGUGGCAUAAUGAAAACACAAUUACUGGACCACCUGCUAUUUUAAAAGUCAAAAAUGAACCAGGGAGUCCUGAGAGCACAAUGCCAAAUGACGUCUUCUUUAAUCAUGAGAUCGUCGCUAAAUCGGAAGACAUUGAAAGACCAACGUCUAUCUCUCCCUCCGGGUGGCUUUGCGAUUAUCUGACAUCCCCCACCCGUUCUGAAUCUAAUGUGUCUUCACAUCCAACCUCUACCUCCAUCUCCAGAUCUGAUGGAAUGGCUCCAGCUUCCGCCAUCAAUCAUAACACAAAAGACUCAGCUUUCAUCAUUAAUAAUGGCUUACGAGUUCCAGCAUCCAUUAUUAAUAGCUCUUCGAACGUCUUCAGCGAAAAGAAAGCUAUUAGCAUCUCUUAUGCUUCAUCAGAUUGCGGCAUCAGCAGCGACUUGUUCACAACCGGUGGUGAACUUGGUCCACUGGAUUCUAGGAUUAGGCCUAGCUUAGAACCCAGUGUAGGAUGUACGAUGGAGCAAAGUAUAGAACCUUGUAUUAAGGUCAAGAUGGAAGCGGGCUCUGAACGCAGACCAGGACCUGAUUUGGAAUCAUUUACUAGUUUAGAAUAUAUCGAAUCACUUAUUGAACCCGAAUGUGAACCCGGUAGCGGGUGUGGUGUGGACCUACAGCCGCUGUCGUGGGUAGUGGAAAAGAAAUGCAGACAAAAACGCGGCAUUGGCCCACGUUCCAGGGUGCGAGUACUACCCGCCUCUGCACUACUAAAGAAACGCAAGUCUAAGGCGCAGAAAGAUUCUCGAUAUAAAUCUAAGAAGAAAAAGUUUGCCGGUCGUGAAGUUUCGUUUUCAUCACUGGAUCUUGGUAGUGUACCUUUACUGCAAUUAGCACAUAUUAGAAAAAACAAAGCAGUGGUGAAAUUGCGUCGGUUAUCGCCGAGUACAAUUCUCCGCCACCAGAAAGAUGGGGUUUCAUCUGGUAUAUCUGGAGCGAAUGACUCGAAAACAACGACCGAACGACACGAGGAUAAUUCACAGGAUGAUUCACUUAAAAAGAAUCAGCUAUCUGGAGUCGUGAAUGAUGGCUCACACGGUUGCAUUUCUGAUGGCCGCAGAGUUUCCAGAGGUUCUAAGUCAGCUGAUGAAUAUGAUAGCUCAUUCCAGUCUACAUCCUUCAGUGAAUCUUCCAGCAAUGAAGAGUUUGAAUAUUGGCAUAGCAGCAGGCUUCGUAAGCUAACCUUGUAUCGUAAACGUAGAAUGUCGUCACGACGAACUGCCGGCUCAAAGUCAUACGUAGAAUCUGAUUCUGACGAUGAUGAGAAAAGCUGUCGAGAAGAAUACUAUAUUCGACCUUCAUCAACCAAUUUGUUGGACCGGCCUGCCAAAAAACGCAGAACCGCAAACUUUAAUCUCUGCGAAUCUCCUAAUCAGAAGGAUUCCAGUGAAUUAGUGCCUAAUAAAUCGACCGUCAAGGAAUCGUCUGAAGCUUCCGACAACCGUGUGACAACCCAUGGCAGCCUCUCACAUGAGCCUGAUGACUCAAACCAUAUGCAAGAAAAUAAGGGUCCAGGAACUUCUUUUACAGCCAACACUUUUUUGACAUCGCAACACGACUCGGAAUGUGAUGCGGUAUUAGCAUCUGACAGCACCAAGCAGGACUACGUUAUUGCUGCCCAGGUUCACGAUGCGUGCAUUAAGAUGACAUUGCUCCGCAGAAGUCUGCUCCGCGAGACGUCUGCAAGACUGGGCCUGUCCACUAAUACUGAGACUACGCAUUUGCCGGACGGCGAUUUGUCUGAAAAUAUAAUGAAGCCAACGAUUAAUGACAAUCAAAAUGUUGAAGAAGCGAAACCAUUUCCAAAUGAUAAUCGUAAUGGUGAAGAACGUCAUCUGCUCGGCGAUCUUAAGGUUGAUAAGGAAGGGAAGCAAAUGUUGGAAGAUUUUAAAGAUAAUAAAGGACCUAACCAAUUAAUUGAUGAAUGUGAGAACACAGACGAACAAACUAAUCCUUUAAAACAGAAUGGAUUAAAUGCGAGUCAAAAUAUCCAACCGGCGAUGGAGGCGCGUGCAAAUUGUAGCAAAAUUGUGCCGGCUGAGGAAGGAUGUCACGAAGAUGAUGUCGAAGUAUUAAGGAAUGAUAAGGAUGUGUUAGAAGGUACCUUGGAUGUGUUCAGUGGUGAUGACUGCAGUGAGGAUGAGAGUUUGAAAAGUGACAUCCAUAAGCUGGCUGAGAGCAUCCAGUGCUGGGGGGAUGAAGAGAACGGGGAUGCAUCUUGGGUGAGGGAACAUGGAUCUUUGUUUCCCAAAUCUUCGAUCACUGCUUCAAACAUGUCCAACGUCUCAGUCACGUAUACAUGUUCCACUAAGUCCACUUCCUACACAAAUUUUACCGCGUUUACUUCCACUACAUCUAUUUUUCCAACCCCGUCCACUCCCACCACGUCUACUCCAACCCCGUCCACUCCCACCACGUCCACUCCCACCACGUCCACUCCCACCACGUCCACUCCCACCACGUCCACUCCCACCGCGUCCACUCCCACCGCGUCCACUCCCGCCGCGUCCACUCCCGCCGCGUCCACUCCCACCGCGUUCACUCCCACCACGUCCACUCCCACCACGUCCACUCCCACCACGUCCACUCCCACCAUGUCCACUCCCACCACGUCCACUCCCACAUCCACAUCCUCCCCAUCCACAUCCUCCCCAUCCACAUCCUCCCCAACCACAUCCUCCCCAACCACAUCCUCCCCAACCACAUCCUCCACAUCCACAUCCUCCACAUCCUCCCCAACUACUUCCUCCCCGUGUAAGACUAUUAACAAGUCCCCACCCAAGACCUCUUCUUUAACUACGUCCCUUCAGAGGUCAACUGUUUUGCGGCCUUCCCCAGAUUGCGGCUACGAGUCUCUAGAAGACGACCGCUGCGUUAGUAUUGCACCAUCUGUCUGUAAUGUUGAUGCACCAUCUGGUGAAGUGACCACUGCACCAUCUGGAAAAGUGGCUGCUGCACCAUCUGGUGAAGUGGCUGCUGCACCGUCUGGUGUAGUGGCUGCUGCACCAUAUGCUGAAGUGACCACUGCACCAUCUGGUAAAGUGGCUGUUGCACCAUCUGGUGAAGUGGCUGCUGCACCGUCUGGUGUAGUGGUUGCUGCAUCAUAUGCUGAAGUGACCACUGCACUAUCUGGCCAAGUGAACACUGCACCAUCUGGCCCAGUGGCUACUGCACCAUCUAGCCCAGUGGCUACUGCAUCAUAUGGCCCAGUGGCUACUGCACCAUCUGGCCCAGUGGCUACUGCACCAUCUGGCCCAGUGGCUACUGCACCAUCUGGCCCAGUGGCUACUGCAACAUCUGGCCCAGUGGCUACUGCACCACCUGGCCGAGUGACCACUGCACUAUCUGGCCAAGUGAACACUGCACCAUCUGGCCCAGUGGCUACUGCACCAUCUAGCCCAGUGGCUACUGCACCAUCUGGCCCAGUGGCUACUGCACCAUCUGGCCAACUGACCACUACACCAUCUGGCCCAGUGGCUACUGCACCAUCUGGCCCAGUGGCUACUACACCAUGUGGCCAAGUGACCACUUCACCAUCUGGCCCAGUGGCUACUGCACUAUCUGGUGAAGUUGCUUCUGCACCCUCUGGCAUGUCUCUCGCCUUGAACGAAAUCCUCACAUAUAAGAAUGCAAUGGAAACGUUUAGAUCGCCGGGUGCCUUGAAAGAGGAACUUAAUUCAGAUGCAAGCGAUAAUCGUGAUCUUCCUCCGAGUGCGGGAGUUGCUGGAGCUGGCCAAAUCAGUGGGUGGUUCACUUCGCUCAAGGAUGCUGCCGGAAGCCAGCAGGUUGAUGCCGACUGCUGUGACUUUUCUUUAUCUUUCAAUCCCGUUUCCGGUAGCUACCCACAGGUCAGGGAAGGUUGUUUGCUGGGCUUAGGAAAUGACUUACUCGAUGUCAAAAGUGGCAUUUCUGGCUAUGUUAGUGACUCGCAUGACUUCGAAGGCGGAAUAUUCGGCGUAGAAAAUAACUUGCUCGACGAACUCGAGGAAUGUGACUUGUCGGACGAUUUGAAUCCCUUUGACUUGGUUUUUGCUGUCGACCGCAGGCUCGAGGGUGUUCGUCCUCCCGAAAACUCAGCAGGUAGUUGGGAGGCUCUAGAGAAACUAGAUUCUCCGGAUCUCCCUGAGAGCGACAGCGACGUCGAUGACUCCAUAGAGGAUCCCACUGUUAAUCAGCGGCAAGAGCUCUGUUGUCCGAGGUGUUCAUUCAAGACGCGGAACCCAGUCCACUACUCCCAGCACACCCUGAGCGCUCAUCCAUCGCUGGCUGGGAGAAAGAGUAAAUGGGGAAACUCGGUUUCCUCCCGACCGGAGGCACCAGACAAGGAGGAGGAUGAGCAAAUAGAGAAACAGAACCGACAGACAAAUGACGGGAAGAGACUGAAGAGGAUGUAUGUAAGGAGAAGAGCGUCUUUAGGAUUCGAACAAUACUCGUGUGGUCGUUGUCCUUACGAAACCAGCAACCUGCUAGAGUUCCGGAGACACAAAAGAAAAAGUCAUGAAACUGCAACGGGGAAAGGUCCUACGCGUGUAGGAGGUCUUGGGAGAGAGCAAGGACAGAAGAAAUUCCAGUGCGCCGUGUGUAAAUUCAGCACCGCGAACGCUCGGUACUUCAGUGUGCACCGCGCGGCGCAUAAACUUCGCAAGGGGGGACCUCAGCCCUGUAAACUGCUCUCGAGCACACACUCCUCCAUGGAACAAGGUGGAGUGGGGCGGCUGCGCAAGUACAAGUGCGCAUUGUGCAAUUACGUAACCCUCAAUGAGGGGUCAUACAUGCGCCAUGUCACUCAAGCCCACUCCUCCAGUCCCUCCUCCGCCCACUCCCAAGACCUCUCUAUCCACUCCCCUGACCCUUCUACCAACUCCCCAGGCCCCUCCACCCACUCCCCUGGUCUUUCACCUCGCUCACACGACCCGUCCACUAGUACUCAUUUCUCUCAAUCCUCUCCCAUGUUCCGCCACAUACUUCCCAAGCCAUGGAGAGCUGAACUAAACACUUCCUCCUUCACCACUUCACCUCGCCUCUCCCUCUACUCCAAACCAGAUCCAUCUAGUGAAAUAAACAAGUUGCUUUAAUUAUAAUCCAAGUGUCUUUAAUUAAGUUACUGCGGAAAUUCACACUAGACGAAGCAUUGUGUUCAUAGUGUGAGUCAUGUAUGUGUUUACGUCUCGUCGACGCAGUCUCAAUUACGUGUGUGCGGUAUGAGCAGACUGGACUUCGAUUUACUGUUAAUAAAGUUCUGUAGAUAAUCUCACUAAUGUGGUUAUUGUAACAUUAAUUGCCUGUACGCGUGUACGUGCAUUAUGCAUGUAUAUAAAUAUUAUGCAUGUACAUGAAUAUUAUGCAUGCCUAUGCGUGUUCAUAAGCGCCUGGAGAUGCUGUCACAGUUUGACUCACUGUCGCAGUGAAUGUUUUUAGUUCCUUGUCAUUCUCAUGCCCUAGAGAGACGAAUGCAAGCGAAGAGAUAGCAUUCAUUCACCAGAGGAACGUAGUUAAUCAAUUGGAAUAAUUUGUGAUGAUUAUAUAUAAUUAAUUCUGGUAAUAUCCUAAUUCAAUUAUAUGUUAGUUCUGUAUUCCAUACACGCGUUUUCGUGGAUUUAGAAUAAACUCAAUAUUGUCACAAAAUUAUUUAAUAUUUGUUAUUAAAUACGA